Molecule: messenger RNA, 396 nt
Organism: Aspergillus udagawae
Lineage: Eukaryota; Fungi; Ascomycota; Eurotiomycetes; Eurotiales; Aspergillaceae
Exons: 2
Coding region: 1-396 (131 amino acids)
Source: RefSeq, a predicted model, not a curated record
AUGCCCCAUCGAGGAGACGUUCACAACGCGCGAGCGGAAGGCCGGCGCGAAACUCUGCAGCAGAAUGUCCUUCAGACACCAGAACAACAGAAAAUGCGAGAGAUGGUUCGCCCCAACUGCAGCUCGAAGCCAUCCUUCGUGCAACUCUCGGGCGGACUACUUCCUCCUGGCAUCACAUCACUAGCUAGCCAUAUCACUGAUGAGCUCCCUCGCCUGGAGGAGAGCCUGCUUGGCCUUGCUCACGCUGCUUCGCGCGGCCAACUACCGAGGCUGGCGCAGGUUAAAUGGACCAAAAUGAAAAAAAGAAUAUCCACGCUCAGCGACGGUUGCAAGUCACCCUUCCCCAAUUAUCUCAAUCCAUUUCCGUGGCCGGACCCGGACGAACCUGAUCUUUGA